This is a messenger RNA of Phytophthora nicotianae INRA-310, 849 nucleotides long. RefSeq lists its product as hypothetical. The transcript has 3 exons. NCBI's taxonomy places the organism in Eukaryota, Oomycota, Peronosporomycetes, Peronosporales, Peronosporaceae. The coding region runs from base 22 to 606 and encodes 194 amino acids. The record is from RefSeq and is a predicted model, not a curated record.
AAUUCUCCAUCUUCGUUAAAGAUGACCCGCAAGCACCUCCAGACGAACUACUAUGACGUCCUAGGAGUGGACCGCUCGGCGUCCGUGAGUGAAAUCAAGGCGGCCUAUCGAAAGCUUGUUCUCGAGCAUCACCCAGAUCGAUAUCAUGGCAAAAUGAAAAAGUGUGUCCGCUACAAGAGUGGAAAGGAUGCGGAGAUUUUACGCAUCAACGCUGCUUACGACUUGCUGAGCGACAGCACCAGACGUUCCAAAUACGACAUCGAAAUGUUUGGGGUAUCUGCAGCCCCUGACGCGAGCGAGAACGUGUUGGUUGAUACUGGCAACUACAAACCGAUGAGAUCGGAGGACGUGCACGAGAUGUUUGGAGGGUUGAACGAAUUCGAGCGCUUCACUACAGCGCAGUACUACCGCCAACGCUCUCACAUUGCACCAGCAGCGAUUGGUCGUAGAGCGACGAACUUUGUGGAGCGGAAGCAAUUCCGUGCUGCUAAAGUGAAGCUGCCGACUCAAUCUGCAACGAUGGCAUGGUUUGCGUUUCCUGUGGUGUUGGCUGCGCUCUGGGGCGUGAACCUGAACAGUAUCCGCAAUCAAUCCAAAAGAUACUGAGUAUUCACGUGAUCAUGGGCAAGAAUUUCCAAUGAGACUCAGAUGAGGUUAACCUUAGCUUUUUCUCGUAGUUUGUAGCACUUUCAAUUGUUUCGUUAUGUCUCAAUAGUAAAAAAAAAAAAAACAAUAGUAAACUGCGUCAUGCCUCCGCAAGGGCAGCCGAUAGAUCCAUCAAUCGUCGCUGCAAGGCUGCGAUUUCGUCACUAAGUUCGUUGGAGUCCAAUGCAUAAUUUUCGUCUGGCA